Molecule: messenger RNA, 1855 nt
Organism: Rattus rattus (black rat)
Lineage: Eukaryota; Metazoa; Chordata; Mammalia; Rodentia; Muridae
Gene: Elovl3
Product: ELOVL fatty acid elongase 3
Exons: 4
Coding region: 165-980 (271 amino acids)
Biological process (GO): fatty acid elongation, monounsaturated fatty acid; very long-chain fatty acid biosynthetic process; fatty acid elongation, polyunsaturated fatty acid
Cellular component (GO): endoplasmic reticulum; endoplasmic reticulum membrane
Molecular function (GO): fatty acid elongase activity
Source: RefSeq, a predicted model, not a curated record
GCUGGUUAGCAGCGCACGUGCCAGGCUCCGGGGCCCUUCUGCUUACGCACACGUUCUUUUUGCCCUGGGUUUCUUCAUCCCUGAGACCCACUCCAUCUUCUACUCCCUUGGCUCUCGCCCAGCCCUUACCCCAAGCUCUGAACCUCGUCGUCUGCAAAAUCGAAAUGGACACAUCCAUGAAUUUCUCACGUGGGUUAAAAACGGAGCUGAUCCAACCCUAUGACUUCGAGAUGUCGCAGGACUUAAGGCCCUUUUUGGAGGAGUACUGGGUAAGCUCGUUUUUCAUAGUGCUUGUCUAUCUGUUGCUCAUCAUUUUCGGUCAAAACUACAUGAAAACGCGGAAGGGCUUCAGCUUGCAGAGGCCUCUCAUCCUCUGGUCCUUCUGCCUGGCAAUAUUCAGUAUCCUGGGUACACUGAGGAUGUGGAAGUUUAUGGGAACCUUGCUGUUUACAAUGGGCCUCAAGGAAACUGUGUGCUUUACCGACUACACUAAUGAUGCCAUAGUGAAAUUCUGGUCCUGGGUCUUUCUUCUCAGCAAGGUGGUUGAACUCGGAGACACGGCCUUCAUCAUUCUACGUAAGCGUCCACUCAUCUUUGUCCACUGGUACCACCACAGCACAGUGCUACUGUUUACGAGCUUUGGAUACAAGAACAAAGUGCCUUCCGGUGGCUGGUUCAUGACCAUGAACUUGGGCGUACAUUCCGUCAUGUACACCUACUACACUAUGAAGGCGGCCAAAGUGAAGCAUCCCAACGUCCUUCCCAUGGUCAUCACCAGCCUGCAGAUCCUGCAGAUGGUUUUGGGCACCAUCUUUGGCAUACUGAAUUACAUCUGGAGGCAGGAGAGAGGAUGCUACACGACAUCGGAACACUUCUUCUGGUCCUUCGUGCUUUAUGGGACCUAUUUCUUCCUAUUCGCUCAAUUCUUCCACCGAGCCUACCUCAGGCCCAAGCGCAAAGCUGAGUCCAAGAGCCAAUGAGAGUUGGAAGGAAAGAUGGGGCCUCAGCCUUUCCUCCAUGGCACUAAGGGUAGGGGUGGGAGAAGGAUUAGGUUACCUUCCCUAUAUGGUUUCCCCCAUGGGAUAUGUACCCUCAAAGUUGCAGGAAGCUAUGACAACCAAGAAUAUGUCACCCUUGGGAUAGGGGUGUGGUCUGGUACUUUGAUGUUUCUGUUUAUCACGUGAAGAAAAACCAAACCCUAGGAAGGCGAUAGGACUGAGGUCCUUAAAAUCGAGUUAUUUAUAUUUAUGUUUAGAAAUCUUUCUCUUCUUGCUCUAUUUUUUAAAUUAAAGAGGUCAACGUGAUUCUGAGGAUUCGUGGACUUCGAGGGGAAAGUGAACUCUGUGGUAAGAGGAGGCUGCUCACAGGGAGUGAUCUGUCAGUGGGGAGCCUGAAGGUGUGUGGAGGGAUAGAGGCACACACAAACAAUAAAAAUCCUAAGCCUUGUAGGCGCUUAAUAAAUGUCUGUCACAGACUAGAAGUUUAUUGCUGUUAGAGACCCACGCCUCUGAGAAGAACAGUGAGAAACAAGUCCUAAAGUCAUAGGCUAAACUGCAAAAACAGAUCCCUGCAAGGAAGCGCUGGAGACCAGCUGUCCUUCCUGAGACCACCAGGUGGCGUCGCAGCACCAGCAGAGGACGAUCGCUGUCAACUAGCUGGUCACGCCAAGCUUCGUAAAUUCUUUACUCCAAGGAGACCCUGCUUCCCCAUCCUGGAGGAAAGGAGUGAGACGGAAGCCUUAGAAGCCUGGACGCUCACUCCGUUCCUGUACAUCCAGCUGUCCUUUUGGACAAUGGGAAGGAUGAGGGGAAGGAGGGCUCAACCGCAAGUCUGAAUCAUCAGGCCUUUGACAGUC